AUGCCUCGAGAGCCGCCUCCAUGGAGAGGUGCGCGCAUCAUCAUCCAAGGGAGAAAAGCCUCUCUCGUGAGUGAAGGAGGUGUUGCCAUCGCGAAUACAGUCGGAAAUCUUCACGGCGGCGGUUACUUCAAUGGCGAACGGCAACCCUUAGGCGACUGGGUGAUCACCAGCGUCCUGGCCCGCGGCACACUCCUUUGGGAUAGAGACUGCUUUCAGCCACUCGAGCACCGAUUUCAAUCCAUGCAUGAGCACCACUCUGAAGAAUCCGGUGAUUGUUCGACUCCACAACGUUUACUGGUCGGCUACUCUGCGUAUACAUUGGAACCGGUUCUUGCGAGCGCAGAUGGGCCGUGUCUGAACAUGUACUCGGAUGUUGAUGAUCUUUCUGGUCUGGAACUCGAAGUCCCCUCUGAAGGUAUGAUCUCUCCCUCUGAGGUCAUUCUCCAUCAUUCUCUUACUGUACCCGGAAAUCUUCGAGCGGUGAAACGACUUUUGAUUGAGAAGAGCUGGGAGAUCGCGUUUGCUGAUGGGGAUAUCACUGUUGAAGAUGCGAAGAACCUGGCCCUCGAGUCAGCUCGGUCGCUCUUUGAUGGGAAAGCUCCUGUCGUGGUGGCUCGCAUCCAGCCUGCAACCAUUACACAAGUUCCUUACCAAAAGACGCCCAACCUCGAAGAAUGCGUCAAACCUAGUCUGCCCCAUGGACCCGGAAAUCGCUGCUUUCGAGAAGUCCUCCCCAUCAUCUUACCGCACCUUCACAUCAACUAUGAGCAUGCGACAUUUCUUUACCAUGCUCCUUACAUCUCCAACUUGAGAUACCCACCCAGGCUUUACUCAGAUCUCGCCUCUUUCGCCGAUGCUCAUCCCAACGACAAGUUCAAUGCCACUGCAAUGCUCCUCGCUACUCAACUCUGGGUCAGCAUUGUGGACAGCCCUACCAAGCUGCAGGAGCCUCACGUCAAGGAGCCAGUUCCCGACGUUUCGCUGGCCGUGUUCUUAGUAUACUUCGAACACUGGCUGAAGAUUCACGAGCAUCUUCAGUGCAUCGCCUUCGCUCACCCUUUUCGAGUGAUACAACUCAUGUACACCAAUGAUCUUCUGACCGGGGAUGGUUGUGCUUUCAUCAUCGAUGAGUCUGCUGUUGCUUCAGGCCGAGUGCGUGAUCUUCUUUACCAGGCUACAGUGAUUGAUCCCAAGAUUCUUGUGGAUGAACGCAUGGACCUCUUUCCCUUCAUGAUAAAUGGGACCAAGAUGGUGCUCCCACAGAACGCAUCUAACUAUUUUCGCCUACCUCCGACUGAAUUGGCGUUGCUUGGGAUGCCAGAUCUUCGAAUCCUGAGCUAUCCAUCCCUAUCGACCACGAACAGAGUCAAGAUUGAAAUCGCGAUGCCCAGCGCUAUUGAUCAGAUAGCCUUCAGCGAAAUCAAUCGUCAUUACGUCUAUGUGGGUUUCAAUAUGAAUGAUGUGACAUCUCUGUUCGGAAGCAGCCUGAAGUCUGGCACUAUCUGGACACAUGAGUUUCAAGCGUACACAUGCGGGCCAGGUCUCCCGAUCGAAGCGUACAUCAGGCCAGAAAAGAUUGAUGUAUGGCCUCAAGUUCUUGAUCGACGCAUGGCCUGGCUUCAGACCCUGGGUGUUUUGGGGAAAGUUCGAGUUCGGACAGGCAAGGACGGUCUGCCUAGCUAUCAUGGCAUGCCAUUGGAGAAAGAAAGCCGCAAUAUCGACGAUGCGGCUAUGAAGAACAUGGUAAACCGCGCACUGGAGGAUCCUAGGAACAGGCUUGGGGAUGGAGCUGAAAGGCAUAUGGAAUGCUGA
This is a messenger RNA of Fusarium proliferatum ET1, 1812 nucleotides long. RefSeq lists its product as uncharacterized. The transcript has a single exon. NCBI's taxonomy places the organism in Eukaryota, Fungi, Ascomycota, Sordariomycetes, Hypocreales, Nectriaceae. The coding region runs from base 1 to 1812 and encodes 603 amino acids. The record is from RefSeq and is a predicted model, not a curated record.